AUGGCGCCGAAGAAAGAACAGAACCCUAAUGGUUUAGAGGGUCUCGACGACCUACACCACUCUCCCUCCCAAGAUGACACCACGAUGCGCAUUGACGAUGCCGUUUUCGGAGAAGUUUCAGAGGGCGGUCCCAAUUAUCGCAACGUCGGUUGGAUCGCAACAGUCGCUCUUAUGACAAAAACCCAGAUCGGUCUGGGAGUCCUAUCGAUCCCACAAACAUUCGACGCCCUCGGUUUGAUCCCUGGCAUUAUAUGUCUCAUAGUCGUAUCGAGUAUCACAACAUGGUCCGACUACAUGAUUGGCGUGUUCAAGCGUCGUCAUCCUCACGUAUACGGUAUUGACGAUGCUGGGUAUCUGAUAUUUGGACGAAUUGGUCGCGAGGUUCUUGCGACUGUCUUUAUGCUAUAUUGGAUCUUUGUAGCCGGCUCGGCUAUGCUUGGCAUUUCUAUUGGCCUCAACUCAGUUUCCACCCAUGCAGCCUGUACUGCCAUAUUCGUCGCCGUCGCCGCUAUCCUCGGCUUCUGCUUUGCGAGUAUCCGUACGCUGGGUAAGAUCGGCUGGUUGGCGUGGAUCGGACUAGUGUGUAUUAUGACAGCCAUCUUCUGUGUCACAGUCGCAGUUGGUCUUCAGGACAGACCGGCAGCUGCACCUACUGAGGGCCACUGGGAGUCCGACUACAAGCUCUUCAACCACCCGACUUUUGUUGACGGCAUCACGGCGGUUUCGGCGCACAUUUUUGCCUUCUCAGGUACCCCUGCCUUCUUCCAGAUCGCAGCCGAGAUGCGCGAGCAGAAACACUACACAAGGUCACUGUUGACUUGUCAAUCUAUCGUGACUGUCACAUAUAUUACUAUCGGUAUUGUGGUUUACUAUUACUGCGGCUCAUAUGUUACAUCCCCUGCUUUAGGGUCUGCUGGUCUUCUCAUGAAGAAAGUCUGUUACGGAUUUGCCCUGCCUGGACUUAUUGUGACUGCCAUGCUCAUGACCCAUAUUCCUGCCAAGUACAUGUUCAUCCGCUUGUUGCGCGGUACCAAGCACCUCAACUCCAACGGUAUCGUGCAUUGGGCCACCUGGUUAGCAUGCACCGGAAGCGUGACAAUCAUCGCAUACAUCAUCGCAAGCGCCAUACCUGUCUUUGGCGGUCUUGUAUCCCUCAUCGGCGCCCUCCUCGGCACGCUCAUGUGCUUCCAACCGUACGGCUGUUUCUGGCUGUUCGACAACUGGACCAAGGGCAAGAAGGACAGGACAUUCAAAUGGUGCUUUAUGGUAGGCUGGAGUGUAUUUGUUAUUGCAUCUGGUACUUUCAUGAUGGUCGCAGGUACUUAUGGCUCGAUUGUCGGAAUCAAUAAUUCUUUGAAGGCCAACGGCGGAUCAGGCCCUUGGUCCUGCGCCGAUAACUCCAACUCUGGUUCUGCGGGCCACUAA
Messenger RNA from Fusarium sp. VM40, 1425 nucleotides. NCBI's taxonomy places the organism in Eukaryota, Fungi, Ascomycota, Sordariomycetes, Hypocreales, Nectriaceae. The record is from the annotation of a GenBank genome assembly.